AUGUCUGCUCCACCACCUCUCGGGAAACAUCUUGCUUCGUCUGACAAAUCCACACGGGACAAGGCUGUAAAUGGGCUCACUGCUUUCCUUUGCCAUGAGUCGAAUGCUCGGCUAUCUGAUAAGGACAUGGCCAAAUUGUGGAAAGGCAUAUUCUAUUGUUUCUGGAUGUCCGAUAAGCCACUAGUGCAACAAGCGCUAGCUACGGACCUCUCAAAUAUCAUACUUGCCAUACCUACCUUGGAUGCAUCCUUCGCGUUCUUGGGGGGCUUUUGGGAAGCAAUGGUUCGGGAAUGGGAUGGUCUUGACCGAUACAGGCUAGAUAAGUUCUAUAUGCUUAUCAGAAGAUACGUCAAUGCAACGUUCCGUCUCCUAAUGCGAGAACAGUGGGCGGAAUCGCCGUGUAGCUCAGUCAACGAUAUACUAACCCGGGCCAAAGGGCCAUUGUAUCCACACGAUGUUGGCGUACCCAAGGGCCUAACAUACCAUCUCGCAGACAUUUAUCUUGAAGAAUUGAACAAAGUCCUUUUCACAGUACAAGAGGAAGAGCUCGCGCCAUCAUUGCCAAAGAUAAUUGACCCAUUCCUCCGACUGGCUAGCGAAACAUCAAAUGAUGCUAUUUUCGCAAGAAUAAACAAAGGGGUUCUUAGGCCCUUACUGUCGGCAUUGCGAAAGGCUUCUCCAUCGUAUACAACAACUUCAACAUCUGAUCCCAGACGAGCGCGCAAACGUCCCAGAAUGGAGAAAGGCUCCCACCGAUCGGAAGAUGAUGAAGACCAGGCUGAGGACAAGUCCGAAGCCGACGCCGAUGCCCCGCUAUACUUCGUCGUCAGGAAAUCGCGUGGAUUUUUUUCCGACGGAAAUGAGUCCUCGAAAGCUUUGCCGCCUAAAGAUUUGUUAGAGUCGGUCCUCAAAGCAAUCUUUGACGCUGCGAGUAGAGAUACUAGCAAGGAUUCUCGUAGGCGACGUCUGUAUGCUUUGUGGAAAUCCGCGAAGGCGAAUCAGGAUGAUGUAUAA
Cantharellus anzutake is the source of this 1014-nucleotide messenger RNA. RefSeq names its product ribosomal RNA processing protein. The transcript has 6 exons. The coding region runs from base 1 to 1014 and encodes 337 amino acids. Lineage: Eukaryota; Fungi; Basidiomycota; Agaricomycetes; Cantharellales; Hydnaceae. The record is from RefSeq and is a predicted model, not a curated record. Gene Ontology annotation, biological process: rRNA processing. Gene Ontology annotation, cellular component: preribosome, large subunit precursor; preribosome, small subunit precursor; nucleus.